AUGACUGUGAUGCUGCUCACCAAGAAUGUAUUCGGCUACCUCUUCAGCGACGACGAAGCGGUUGUGGACCUCGUGAGCAAGGUCAUGCCUUUCGUCGCUUCCUUCCAGGUGAAUGUCUGCGUCAUCGGACCCGAGCCGCCGGACAUCGCGGACGCGCUCGCCGGCUCGUGCGGCGGGGUUCUUCGUGGUCAGGGACGGCAACACCUCGGCGCAAUAUUCAACCUUGUAGCGUACUACAUCCUAGCACUACCCUUGGGCAUCACUGUCGCCUUCCACCCGCGCACCCAUAUGGGACUAAAGGGCCUGUGGCUUGGGCAGGAUGUCGCCCUUUUCAUCAUCGCAUUUGGCGAGUAUGCUGUGGUGUGGCUGGGCACAGACUGGGACAAGGAGGUCCAGCGCAGCAUAGACCGGAACAAGGAGGAAGCGAAACGGCGGCGCAUGCACGAAGGGCUGGAAUACGACGAUUGGAUAACAACAGGUGCUUCCUCGCUCCUUACACUAGUCCUUUACAUUACUGUCCAUUGGCAGCAAUGGUACCAUCUCGCUCGCCGGGUCUAUGUGAUGCUCAGCGGCACGAAUGUCAACCUCCCCCAUCGAACUCUGAGAGAUAAUGUCUCCAUUUUGACAUUUGGCUCUCAAUUCUUGGGUACAACCGCCCGAGUUGGAAUACUACGGCUGUCGGACUUGCUGCCUGCGUGUUGCUACUGGAACACCCAACAGCAGACACGCUAUCAUGCCUUCGUUAGAACGCCAUGCACCCUCAUGGCUUACCCUAAGUCAAAUGAGCCAUCCUCGGCUGCCUUCCUAUUCCAUAUUCCGGAAGUGCUGCUGAGCAACGUGCUGGGCAUUCGUCACGGCCAAGUCGAAGAAACGUGGGUUCGCAGAUCGAUCAUGACGAAGCACCGGUGGCAGCCUCAUUCCCAGUGCGUCGUGUGUGCCGUCGCUCUUGAAGCGGCCAAUGUGCGCCUCGCGACGUGCACAUUUGCUUCCUGUCGACGGCUGACGCAGGCCUCGCCCUUCUCUUCGCCGGACAGUGUCAAGACGCUGGAUCAAGCGCGUGGUCGAUGGCAGCGCCGGUUUUUCUGCACUGACGUGACGGCACACAAUCUUAUCCCGUACAAUGCCCGGCUGGGCGGAGUGUGUCCGUGCGCUAGCGAAGCCAAAGUCGGGAACGCCCACCAAGUGCGCGCCUGCCUCACUUCCAAUUCCCUGUGGGACUUCGGGACGGUCUACCAUGGAAUUCCGGCUCGACCCGAGCGUUCUUCUCUCUUCAGGACCGAGGCUCUUCGUGGACGUCCCUUCGCUAGGCGCCUCUCAGGCGCAUUCACUCUGGAGUCUGCUGCCGCCGCUUCGACGCUUCCUGAUCGUCCACCACCGCUGCUCCGACGCGUCUCGCGUGUACCCGUGUCAUGCACCGUGGGCCCCGGUUCUGCGGAACGCUUCCACGCGCAGCCCGGCAGCGAGAAAUGCGCAUUCGACGCCAGCAAGCUCGGGCCGGGGCCGGGCGGCAUGUGUCGGCGACGGCGUCCGUGCAUCCUGGCCGCUGUGUCCUGCACAGCGCGCGGCUCGAACGUGGAGCGGUGCCCAAUGGGGAGGGCGCGGCCGAUAGUGUCUCCCGUGCUUUGCGUGUCACGGGUCGAGGGCCCGCGGGGCCGCUGCACGCGGGUGACGGCACCCGGGGGUCUGGUUCUUGCGAGAACGCGACAGGGUGAGAUGUGCGGUGUAAGAUGCGGAGCUGGGGCGAACCGGCCGCACAGAGUCCACGCUCGCAAGAACAUCGGGUGGCCGCGUGCGGACGCGCUACACUGUACGACAUCGGAGAGCCUGGAGGACGGGUGCGAGGUGCCGUCUCGUAGCCCGCCGACGGGUGUGCCUGAGUUGGCGCGGCGUCCGAUUGGCCAGCGGCAGGCUAACGGGUUACGGGGUCCGGUGACCUGA
Messenger RNA from Postia placenta MAD-698-R-SB12, 1938 nucleotides. RefSeq lists its product as hypothetical. The transcript is spliced from 17 exons. Gene Ontology annotation, molecular function: transmembrane transporter activity. Gene Ontology annotation, cellular component: membrane. The record is from RefSeq and is a predicted model, not a curated record. Bases 1 to 1938 code for a protein of 645 amino acids. Lineage: Eukaryota; Fungi; Basidiomycota; Agaricomycetes; Polyporales; Adustoporiaceae.